AUGGCAAUCGUGAUCUCGCAGGAGGCUUUCGACUCCAUGGUCCGGGAGAACAUGGAGGACCUCGGCAUGGACCCCGAUGAGGCCCUCGCUGACGCCGUUGAGGCGCUCACCCUCCUGGGAGCCGAUCUCUCAGGGAUCAUUAAGCGCGUGCUGGGAGAGGCCACCACAACGGAGGUGAGCCCGGUGGUGUGGGUUCUGGACGAACUGAAGGCCUCUCACAACACUAGCGUCGAUGAGUUGCGUGGCAUGUGCUGCUCCGAUGAGAUUUUAGAGAAUGCAGCGAUCGCGGUACGGAAUGGCAUCGUGGAGGCGCUCGUCGCCCUGUGCGCGUCCGCUCGGGUUCAGCAGGAGAGGCUGCUUGUAUCGGCCUUGAAGACGCUGAGCUCCAUGCUCCGUGGUAUGACAUUGGUGUCCUUGCAGUCUUUACUUUUUCUUGAUCUUGCACUGCAAACUGGUGCUGAGAAAGGUCUUGUCCACUCUCAAUUAUACCCUGUCAUAGACAACCUCCAUUCUCUUCUUACUUCAGGAAAUAUUCAAUCUGCAGAUGUGGCAAGCAUUGAAAAGUUCAGACAAAGUGAGGGACCCAAAAUUGUCAUGGAUCUCUUGAAAGGAGGCUCAGAAAAUUCAGAUUUAUUGGAUGCUGGAUUUAGUGUUGUGGCAGCGGGUUCUGUUGGCAAUGAAGUUGUGAAAGAGUCCUUUAUGGACCUGAAGGUUGAUGAACUCAUUCUACGGGUUAUGAAGGACAAAUCAAAAGCUAAUGUGCAAAGCUUGUACGAUGCCAUACGUGUUCUGUUGACACCUGAUGACAACCGAAUGGUGGCUUCUCAGGUGUGUCCUAUAUUCACAGUUUUAGUGUUUCACAUUGGCAGCUGCACCAGUUUCUAUGCUAAUUGCUAA
Miscanthus lutarioriparius is the source of this 897-nucleotide messenger RNA. Lineage: Eukaryota; Viridiplantae; Streptophyta; Magnoliopsida; Poales; Poaceae. The record is from the annotation of a GenBank genome assembly.